This is a messenger RNA of Odocoileus virginianus texanus, 4286 nucleotides long. RefSeq names its product non-SMC condensin II complex subunit G2 (gene NCAPG2). NCBI's taxonomy places the organism in Eukaryota, Metazoa, Chordata, Mammalia, Artiodactyla, Cervidae. Gene Ontology annotation, cellular component: condensin complex; nucleus. Gene Ontology annotation, biological process: mitotic sister chromatid segregation. The record is from RefSeq and is a predicted model, not a curated record.
GAAAUAGAGCAAACCAGAAAAGCUACUGGAAUCACAAAUAAGCAAGGUCCCCAUUUUAACCUUUUUUGGAAUAUUGUUCAUUUAAACUCUUGAACUGAAACUAGUCAUCAUCAUGCAUCAAGCUUGUUGCUGGCGGCUCUCCUGCCUGCUUGGCAGGUCAGAAGUCAGGCCCAUCUCUCAGCCAUCUGAGUUCAGGGCUGAGGCGGCCACACUUUAGUGUUACUUAUGUGGAGAAGUUAUUUCCUGUUCUUGUUGUUUGAUUUAAGUGCUAAGAUCUUGGGGUUCUGCAUUUAAGAUGACUCUGUCCUGGUAAUUGUUGCCGUUGGUACCAGUAAUUUUCCCUGUUGCUCUACUUGUGACUGCAGGAGGUUUUCAUUUAUUUUUAAGGACUGGUGCUUGAGGAAGGAGAGUCCUCAGGCGUUAGCAGCCGGGCUCAGUCUGAUCUUCGCUGAGCUGCCUCAGACCUGAAGGAGCAUCUUGUGAAGGUCCUAGAAAGGGAGAGAAGUGUUGCAGAAUAAAUGCCAUAUGAAAAACAGUUUGAUCUGCUAUGGAAAAACGUGAGACAUUCAUACAAGCAGUGUCUAAGGAGCUGAUUGGAAAAUUUUUGCAAUUCAUUCAACUUGAUAAGGAUACUUGUGACCCGUUCAACCUAAAUGAGUUGAUAGAUGAAUUAUCAAGGAAGCAGAAAGAAGAACUAUGGCAAAGGCUCAAGAAUUUGCUAGUAGACGUGUUGCUGGAGAGCCCAGUGGAGGGGUGGCAGACAGCAAAAGCCUCCAGUGAAGACAGUAUGAAAGUAGAGCAGGGUUCAAAGAUGCAUGGAAACAUAGAAAUAAUCCAUGCAGUUACAUCUGUGAUUCUUGCUUCUGUGUCGGUAAUAAAUGAAAGAGAGAACUAUGAAGCCUUAUUGGAGUGUGCUGUUAUAUUAAAUGGAAUUUUGUACGCGCUGCCAGAGGGUGAGCGAGCGCUGCAGGGCUCCAUCCAGGACCUGUGCGUGAAGUGGUGGGAGAGAGGCCUGCUCGCCAAGGAGAACAUGGGCAAGACUGCCUUCGUCAUGCUGCUGAGGAGGAGUCUCAGGACGAAAACAGGUGCAGACAUAUGUCGGCUGUGGCGUAUCCAUCAGGCUUUAUAUUGCUUUGAUUAUCAUUUGGAAGAAAGUAGAGAAAUUAAAGACAUGCUGCUUGAGUGCUUCAUAAAUGUCAAUUACAUCAAAAAAGAAGAGGGAAGAAGAUUUCUUAGUUCUCUCUUCAAUUGGAAUAUAAAUUUCAUUAAAAUGAUUCAUGGGACCAUUAAAAACCAGUUACAGGGAUUACCAAAAUCUUUGAUGGUACACAUUGCGGAAAUUUAUUUCAGAGCUUGGAAAAAGGCUUCAGGGAAAAUAAUGGAGGCCAUCGAGAACGACUGCAUCCAGGACUUCAUGUACCAUGGCGUCCACCUUCCUCGGAGGUCUCCGGUGCACCCUAGAGUGCGCAAGGUGCUGAGUUACUUUCACCAUCAAAAGGAAGUUCGGCAGGGAGUGGAAGAGAUGCUUUACAAGCUGUACAAGCCCAUCCUUUGGAGAGGAUUAAAGGCCAGAAACUCGGAAGUCCGGUCCAAUGCUGCACUGCUGUUUGUUGAAGCGUUUCCUAUCCGGCAUCCAGGAUUUAAUGCCAUUGAGAUGGACAGCGAGAUUCAGAAACAGUUCGAAGAACUCUACAGCCUUUUAGAAGAUCCUUACCCGAUGGUCCGUUCUGCAGGGAUCCUUGGUGUUUGUAAAAUAACCUCCAAAUACUGGGAGAUGAUGCCUCCAACCAUUCUUAUUGAUCUCCUCAAGAAGGUAACCGAGGAGCUGGCAUUUGAUUUGAGCUCUGCUGAUGUGCGCUGUUCUGUCUUUAAGUGUCUACCGAUAAUUUUGGAUAAUAAAUUGAGCCACCCAUUAUUAGAACAGCUUUUGCCAGCAUUAAAAUACUGUCUCCAUGACAAUUCAGAGAAAGUGAGGGUGGCUUUUGUUGAUAUGCUGCUGAAAGUUAAGGCUGUGAGGGCUGCUAAGUUUUGGAAAAUAUGCCCCAUGGAGCACAUUCUGGCGCGUCUGGAGUCGGACUCCCGACCGGUGUGCCGGCGCCUGGUGGGGCUCAUCUUCAACUCCUUCCUGCCGGUGAACCAGCCGGAGGCCGUGUGGUGUGAGCGCUGCGUGGCGCUGCUGCAGAUGAACCACGCAGCCGCGCGCAGGUUCUACCAGUACGCGCACGAGCACACGGCCUGCACCAACAUAGCAAAACUGAUCCACGUGAUCCGCCACUGCCUGAACGCCUGCAUCGGGAGAGCCCUGAGCGCCUGCAGGGAGGACGCGGAGGAGCCGGGGAAGGAGAACACUAGCGCUCUGGACCAGACGCUGUCAGUGAGCGAUGCUGCGUCCAUGGCAGGGCUGCUGGAGAUCGUGGUGAUUCUCUGGAGGAGCAUUCACAGGAGCCUGGAGAAUAACAAGGAGGCCCGAGUGUACACUGUCGACAAGUUUGCCUCAGUGCUGCCACAGUACAUGCGCGUGUUCACGGACGACCGCUGCAGGACCCCUCUGUGCGUGCUGGCGUCCCUGAUGCCUGCCCCGGCCGUGCCCGUCUUCAGCUGUGGUGUGAUUUCCACACUGAGGAACCAAGAGGAGGGAACCGCUGACAGGACCUACUGCAUCCUGCUGGACUGCCUCUGCUCCUGGGGCCACGUGGGGCACAUCCUGGAGCUCGUCUGUGACUGGCUGCCCGAGGAGCCGCCUCAGAGCAAGGGUAACUUGGCCUCCAAGCGGAAAGUGCGGGUCCAGGACCCCUGUCCGGUCAAACCUGGGCUGGCACUGGUCUAUGUGGAGUAUUUGCUAACCCACCCCAAGAACCGCGAGUGCCUCCUCUCUGCGCCCCAGAAGAAGCUGAACUGUCUUUUGAAAGCACUUGAAGUAUCCAAGGGGGAUCUGGAGUCCAUUCUGCAGUCGUCAGAUGGCAGCCCUCCGCGCCUGAGUGAGGGUACCGCCCUGCGGGCCUUCAGCCUCUACUGUCGGCUGAGCAUCCAUCUUCAGCACAAGUUCUGCUCAGAAGGCAAACUUUACCUGUCCACUUUGGAAGACACCGGGUCUUGGUUAGAAAGCAAAGUUUUAUCUUUCAUUCACGAUCAAGACGAAGAAUACCUGAAGCUUCACAGGGUGGUUUAUCAGCAGAUUAUCCAGACCUACCUGACUGUGUGUAAGGAUGUCAUCAUGGUUGGCCUUGGCGACUGCAAGUUUCAGACGCAGCUUCUACAGUGGAGCCUUGGACUCAUGCAAACAGUGAAGGGACUCUUUUAUGUUUCAUUGCUUCUCGGCAUUCUGAAAGAGAUAACUGGAAGUUCCUUGACACGGAAAACAGACUCGGAGGAAGAGGUCGCCGUGGUAUUUGACAUGGUCCAGAAAGUAUUUCAGCGAAUGCUGGAGUGCAUGGCGUGGAGCUUCAAGAAGCAGCCUGAGGAGGGCUUGCAGCUCCUUUACUCCGUUCAGACUCCUCUGCACGAAUUCAUCGGCACGGUGCAAUGCUGGCACGUGGACACGCCUGUUCACCGCGGCGUGUUCUCCACCCUGAUCGCUGCGUCUGUGGUUGAGAUAAGCCACCAGCUCCGGAAGGUUUCUGAUAUGGAAGAGCUUACCCCGCCAGAGGGUCUUUCAGCCCUUCCACCAUUUUCAAGGUGUCUAAUAGGAAUAAUAAUAAAAUCUCCGAAUGUGGUCAGGUCAUUUUUAGAUGAAUUGAAGGCAUGUGUCAUUUCUGAGGAUAUUGAAGGCAUCGUUUGUCUCACAGCAGUUGUGCACCUUAUCUUGGUUAUUAAUAAAGGUAAACAUAAGAGUUCAAAAGUGAAGGAUGUUGCAGCUACUAUUGAUAGAAAACUAAAGGCAUUCAUGGAAAUUACUUUGGAGGAGGAUAGCUUGGAAAGGUUUCUCUACGAAUCAUCAUCAAGAACUUUGGGAGCACUUUUGAAUUCAUAACCAAGCCAACGUCUUGAUCAUGUAAAAACAGAGGAAAAAGACUUUACAGAAAGUGAGAUGAAUGUGUAUUUUUCUAGUUUUUUAAUGUUAAUAACCCAUAUAAUAGAGAAGAGGUGGGGCUUCUUUUGGGGUGGGUGUGAGUAGAAAACUCAAAAAUGCUUAACAUUUUUGUGGCGUGCCUACACAAAGGAUACAUUUAAUGUACCAGGCUCUAGGUGUCAGUGGUGCAGAAACCCACAGUGCAUGGAAAAAAUGUUUUCUAGCAAACCUGAUUGUUAUAAAAAUGACUUUUAUAUAUAAUAUUGCUUGGAAACGA